Molecule: messenger RNA, 489 nt
Organism: Aspergillus candidus
Lineage: Eukaryota; Fungi; Ascomycota; Eurotiomycetes; Eurotiales; Aspergillaceae
Exons: 2
Coding region: 1-489 (162 amino acids)
Source: RefSeq, a predicted model, not a curated record
AUGAAUCCAAUCCCAGCACGAUUCUAUCGUGUCCAGCACGAUGGUUCCUAUACGAUUUUCGACCACGUGGAUGGGUUCGAAUCCCCAGGCCACUACCAGAUGGCAUAUUCAUUCUGGCUCAACAGGGGCAAACUGGAGUCUCAUCUUAACUGGAAAGCUCGUUCAGACCAGCCGACUCCGUUCAUCUCUGUAUUUGACAACCUGGGUGACGCAAAUGACCGGGCCCUUUUACUUCGCCAACGCAAUACUGGUGUCUUCGUGGCGGAAAUUGAUACCUCGUCAUUGCAGGGUGCGGUUCUGGAUAUCGAGUUUGCUGAAGGAGUCAUUAAACUGCCUGUCUGGGUUAACGAAGAAUCCGGCGUAACUAUUGUAUCCACUAGUGCGGUUCGAACGCAUCUAGAGGUCGGUUUGAGUGUGAGCCAGGAGUCGGAGUGGUUUGCGCUGGAUCACAUCCCUUAUUCUAUGAUCCGUGGCAUCAGAAACUACUGA